Messenger RNA from Apis dorsata (giant honeybee), 4409 nucleotides. It is a transcript of the gene heph, whose product is annotated as polypyrimidine tract-binding protein 2. The transcript is spliced from 18 exons. Gene Ontology annotation, biological process: mRNA processing; regulation of RNA splicing. Lineage: Eukaryota; Metazoa; Arthropoda; Insecta; Hymenoptera; Apidae. The record is from RefSeq and is a predicted model, not a curated record. Gene Ontology annotation, cellular component: nucleus. Gene Ontology annotation, molecular function: mRNA binding. The coding region runs from base 501 to 2420 and encodes 639 amino acids.
CUCCUAACCUCUAAAAGCGUUUUCGCCAACCGUUCUCUGUGACAACCGAACCAAGCAGCGGCUGCGUCCUCCUGCUCUCAUCCGUGUGACGUUGUCUUCGAUUCGAUAUUCACGCGGCGUUCGCGCGUUCGUUCACUUCACUUGCCGCGUAGUGCGUGCGCGGAAAUCAUCGAUAUCUGUUUUUCCAAGUGACACACCAUCACCGAUUGCCGGUAUAAUAUUCGCGGGCGUCGCAACGGAUCGUGAAACAAAAGAGAUAAGGAAAUAUAUUCUAACCUGUGCCUCUCGUUUGUGUGCUUUGUGCCAAGGAUAUUCACGUGUGUGUACGAUUAUUACAACAUCGCCGAUCUUUCUCAGGGAGCACUACGUUUUUUCCUUUGGAUACGAUCUUCCUUCGCCUGUGGACCACGUCCUACCGUUCCCACGGUAGGUCUAGUAAGCAAUAAAUUGAUUUGUGUUCUGUGCACGAAGGGAAAGUACGUGCGAAGAUUCUAGACAGUAUGAUGAUGGCAAACAUAUCCCCCGUUAUGCUGCCACCCCUUACCGACUAUGGGAUGCUGACUCCUACCCUCGGAAUAAAGGUAAGAUUUCUGGCUUCUUUGGCUCCGUUUCCUUUGGCACGCGAGCAGCUUGGUAAGCUCAAAGUACCUACACUUAACAAUUUUUCGAUCACCGAUCACUCCCAGUCUCGUUCAACCCUUCCACCGGUGAGUGUCCCGGAAUUCCAGUACGCUCGAGGGGCGGGCGCGUCCCUGAUGAUGAGGGGUAGCGACGAGCUUUUGUCGCAAAGCGGAGCAGUUAGCAAUGGUGCUGCAAUGAGUCCACAACCACAUCACGCGGCCGAUAACAACAAUGACGCCAAGAAGGUUAAACUCGACAAGAGCCACAACGGCAAACUUUCGAGGGUUAUCCACAUCAGAAACAUCCCCAACGAAGUAUCGGAGGGUGAAAUCAUCCAUCUUGGCAUCCCCUUCGGCCGUGUCACAAACGUCCUCGUUCUCAAAGGGAAAAAUCAGGCGUUCCUGGAAAUGGCGGAUGAAAAUGCUGCAGCGACGAUGGUAAAUUAUUAUGCCUCGUGCAUGGCCCAGCUCCGUGGCAGAGCGGUCUACGUUCAAUUCAGUAACCAUCGUGAACUCAAAACGGAUCAAACGCACACCAACAAUGCGAACUCGAACAACCAAGUCGCGCUUCCUGGACAGAAUCAGGUGGCUCAGACACAAGCAGAGACCCAAGGGGGGCCCAAUACCGUUCUCAGAGUCAUCGUCGAGCAGAUGGUUUACCCAAUUUCCUUAGACGUACUCUAUCAGAUAUUCACACGUUUUGGCAAGGUCCUGAAAAUCGUCACUUUCACGAAGAACAAUACUUUCCAGGCACUAAUACAAUACGCCGACAUGCUGUCAGCGCAAACCGCCAAACUCUCGCUGGAAGGUCAAAACAUAUAUAAUUCCUGUUGCACGUUGCGCAUCGACUACAGCAAGAUGCAGAACUUGAACGUGAAGUACAACAACGACAAGUCGAGGGACUAUACCAACCCGUCUUUGCCAACUGGAGACGCGAAUUUGGACGCGGCAUCUCUUGCCUUGGGCGGCGAACUUCUUCCACAGUUGUUGAUGGGCGCUGGAUCGCAGCCUCGCGCAAGAAUACCCGUAGAGUCCAUUGCAGGGGCACCGGGUGUGCUGCCCACGCCCUUUGCGGCCAUGCACGGUCUACCCUCGCCCUUAGCAGGCCCGUACAACGGGGUUCCACCUGCCGGCGGAUUGGCUGGCCUCGGUGGGUUCCCUUUGGGUGCAGCUGGCCUUGGGGUGCGCGUCCCCACUAAUGCGCAAACCUCCGCUGUCCUGCUCGUCAGUAAUCUCAACGAAGAGAUGGUCACGCCUGACGCUCUCUUUACCCUGUUUGGCGUUUACGGGGAUGUACAGCGUGUGAAGAUUCUCUACAACAAGAAGGACUCGGCACUGAUUCAGAUGGCCGAACCGCAUCAGGCGCACUUAGCACUGACGCACAUGGACAAAUUGCGAGUAUUUGGCAAGCAGAUCAAGGUAAUGCUCAGCAAGCAUCAGACGGUUCAGUUACCGAAGGAGGGCCAACCAGACGCUGGAUUGACGAAAGAUUACACCAAUAGUCCUCUUCAUCGGUUCAAGAAACCAGGCUCGAAGAAUUAUCAGAACAUUUAUCCACCAAGUUCCACUCUGCAUUUAUCAAAUAUUCCUACAACUGUGACCGAAGAGGAGAUCAGGGAUGCAUUCACCAAAAAUGGCUUCACCGUGAAGGCAUUCAAGUUCUUCCCGAAAGACAGAAAGAUGGCGCUUAUACAGAUGCCAAGCAUGGACGAUGCUGUAGCUGCUUUGAUCAAAAUGCACAAUUACCAGUUAAGCGAGUCCAAUCACCUCAGAGUGUCAUUCUCGAAGAGCAACAUCUAACAAGAAUCACAAUUAAGCAACCUGCAGAAACCGCGAUCAAUGAGAAGGGGACCCAAGGUGAUCCAAAAUUUUAAGUGAAACUCCCAAUGUUAAAAGCGUUGAAAAAAACCUGUUAAAAACCAAAAACCUGUGCGGACCAAGGAAAUUCGGGGUCUGGUUCGAGCCACGCAGUAGACAAGGCUUUAGUGUCUACAGAGGUUAUUAGGAGUAAAUAAUUAAAACAAGGGACACGAUGCUACGUAUUGCUCGGAAGAAGGCCUUUGAAAUGGAAUGCGGGUUUCAUUGGUUAUCUUCUCAUAGACCAAAUACAAUCAUAAAAAUAGGGAUACGUAUUGGGCCAAAAAAGUCUGACACCUUACUUCUACUUACAAAUAAGAUCUUAUAGCAUUGCGUUUAUAGGGGCGAGGAAAGGUAAACAAAAUGGCACUUCCUUUUAUCUCCAAAAGACUUUUUCCCGGCAACACGUGGUAUCUGUACUUUCACAUAAUUGCAAACACCCACGCAAACACGGACAAACCAUCGCACACUAUGUUAUACACCCUGCAUUACAUCUUCAAACAUCCUCAAACACACUGAAACACACUCAAGCAAACUUCAAUAUAAUACAUAAUAUAUAUAUUUGAUAUAUCGCAAUGUAACAGGUGUGUCCAAAAGUGCGCAGCGGCUACAUCCCAAUAAUCUAUAUUUUAUUAAUAACUGAUAAGGACUUAGGAUUAUCGACGUUAACGGUUUAUGGUAAUCGAGAGCUAGCAGAGAGAGAAAAAAAAAAAAUUAAUCUAUUACGAAUCUUACGUCGUGACACACGCGGUACAUAUACAUAUAUAUAUAUAUAAAUAUUAUAUAAAUUAGAGACACGAUGAUCUGAGCACGACGAACCGAAAGAACGAAAGAGAAAGAGAGAUAGAGAACUCGUGAACACGAGAGAGACAGAGUGAAUGGAAGCGAGCGAAUGAGCACAAUCCAGGGAAUAUCCGAGAGAUAAGUAUGAUGAUAAUAUGUAUGUGUGUAAUCCUCCUGUUGAAAGUUCAGGAUCAACGUAGUACGGUGGUUUGUAUGCCUAAUCGGGGCCUUAGGCGUCGUUCACACCAGAAUUCAAGGGAACCAGCUGUUUGUUCGAUUAUUCUUCGCCCAUAAAAGAAAAAAAAAGGAGAGAAUGAUAGGGGAAGAAAGGGACGAUAUUUCACGCUAUUCGAGCAAGCUUUUCUCCACGAUGGCUGUUACACGAAUUAAAUAAAUGACGAUGAAAAGAGGAUCACUAUAACCAAUUUAGCAAAGAAGAAAUAGAGAAUCGUUGAAGAGACGUUGGACCGAUUCGAAAGUAUGUUUAUCUCGAGUGAUCUUCUUCUGCAUCUCUUCUCCUCUUCUAUGAUUUUUAAAAAAAAAUUUCUCUGUCGACAACAUAUCAUUGUGCUUUUCCUUCGAAAAGACACACAUCGUGCUUUGGGCAUCGAUCCAACGUUUUCUCUUUUUUUUUUCUUUUUUUUUUUUUUUUUUUUUUUUUUUUUUUUUUUUUUUCUCUCUCGUUUUCCAAGAGGUAUAGUGAUGCCUCGAAUUAGAUUUCGAUCAGGAUAGCGAUUUGGUGUGCCUGUUGAGUGAUUCUGUAAUCUUCUUGCCUGCUUUUCUCUUCCACGGUCGCUGUAAUUGACGUUAAAAAGGCUCGUCAGGGAAGAAACGUGAUAGAAUAUCGGUUUUCCGGACAAAAAUAUCGGUUAACCGGGCUUCUAUCUAUCCGGUUAUAUCGUUAAUUGGUCGUUACGAUCGUAACGUCGAAUAAUAAUAAUUGCCAAAACGCGACGAAAAAGAAAAAGAAAGAUAAAAAUAGAAAAACAAAAAAAAAAAAGAGAGAGAGAAGAAUAUUAAAGAGCGCAUGAAAGUAGCACACAGCUGUAGGGAAGAGAAAGCGGAAAACUGAGCCUAAUUAAUUAAAACGCGAAGAGUUUCUCGACGACCCCAUCGAAUUUCGAAAAAAAAGAAAAAAAAAAAAAAGAA